Diceros bicornis minor is the source of this 1900-nucleotide messenger RNA. RefSeq names its product large ribosomal subunit protein eL21-like. The record is from RefSeq and is a predicted model, not a curated record. Gene Ontology annotation, cellular component: cytosolic large ribosomal subunit; ribosome. The coding region runs from base 1417 to 1839 and encodes 140 amino acids. The transcript has a single exon. Gene Ontology annotation, molecular function: structural constituent of ribosome. Lineage: Eukaryota; Metazoa; Chordata; Mammalia; Perissodactyla; Rhinocerotidae. Gene Ontology annotation, biological process: translation.
CACAAAAAGCCAUGUAUUAUAUGAUUUCAUUUAUAUGAAAUGUCCAGAAUAGGCAAAUCUGUAGAAAAAGGAGGUAGAUUAGUGGUUGCCAGGGGCUAGGAAGAGGGAGAAAUGGAGGUGAUGAAAAUGUUCUAGAAAAAAGCAUGGUAUUGUACACUUUAAAAGUAUGAAUUUUAUGGUAUAUGAAUUAUAUCUCAAUUUUAAAAAAAAGAGAAAGAUCCAUGGGCCCUAGGGCAACAAUAAAAUAACCACAAACCCCGUACAGAUGUGUACUUUCUGUGUUUGAUGGCCCUGCAGUCUUUCUUUCUCAGCAACCAGUUCUUCCUGUCGUCUUGUUCUGUGCUGGGUUGGAUGCAGUUCACAGAUGCAAGCAGUCUCCUUCCUGAGUCUCAAAGUCCUCAGUCUCACUUCUUUGCCAGUCUUAUUUAGACCAGAAACAUAGGGCCUCGGCCUUCGGCUCUCAGAUGCUUUAGUCAACUGAGACACUGUACCAUGUGUUCGUUUAAAUAGGGUGAGACUCUCCUUUUUGUUGUUGUUGUUAAAGUAAGAAAUCCAGCAGAGCCAUAGGCCUUUUUCUUAUCAUGCAGACAGAGAGGAAAGUGCCGGUGGCCCUUCAGUUCUGUGACAGAGCAAUCUUUACAAACAUGAAUACUGUCUAGUAUUCAGUGUUGGUUCCAUUCAGUAUUCAUUCAAUUUUUGUAUUCAGAGAUGACAAUUCCAUCAAUAUUACCAGGGUAACAAAUAAUCUAGAAGGUAAUCAAUCAGAAUUACGCGUUAUUUUCAUAAGCCCUAGAAAUAAUUUUAUAGUUUUAGGAGUUUUUUAAGACCCCCUUGUUCAAACCCUACUUCCAGAGAACAUUAGCUAGAAAUGGAUAGGCACGGAGGUCUUGAUCUUACACAGGAAGACAAAAUUGGUAUUCUUAUGAAUGUUUGCAAGGUUAGGACCUUAACAGGUCAGUGUUUUGAGCUAGUUUUCUACCACAGGAAGGUCUCUCUCAGUAGCUGCUGAGGAAAAUGGAUAUCUCAUCUCUCUCAAGGACUUCCUUUGUCUAAAUUAUGAAGACUUUCAUUUGAAAGGCCAGAUUCUAGAAUUCGUUAGUCGGCUUUAUAAACAAAACAUGACAGUAGAGCUGACUUUUAGCUGCAGAAAUGGGAUAAGUAAUAAAAGUGAGAUAGGGAGUAUGAAGCAUUAAUCAUUUAUAUGUUCUCUAGGCUCUGAUUGAUUCAUCCUUUUACUUCCUACCCCACCUCCACCCCAGCCGGUGACAGGCGAACACAGUACCUGGCAUGUAAUAAUAGUUCUUUAUAAAUGGAUUUUGAAUGAAUGAAUAAAUGCCUACGUUCAAGCUUAUCUUUGUCAUAGGAAAGAAUUCCCGCCUUUUGGCUGUAACCACCAUCUUCCAGUAAUUGGCCAAAAUGACCAACACAAAGAGAAAGAGGAGAGGCACCCACUAUAUGCUCUCUAGGCCUUUUAGAAAACAUAGAGUUGUUCUUUUGGCCACAUACAUACAAAUCUACAAGAAAGGUGAUAUUGUAGACAUCAAGGGAGUGGGCACUGUUCCAAAGGGAGUGCCCCACAAAUGUUACCAUGGCCAAAGUGGAAGAGUCUACAGCGUUACCCAGCAUGCUGUUGGCAUUGUUGUAAAGAAACAAGUCAAGGGCAAAAUUAUUGCCAAGAAAAUUAGUCUACAUAUUGAGCAUAUUAAGCACUCUAAGAGCGAUGAUAGCUUCCUGAAAUGUGUGAAGGAAAAUGAUCAGAAAGAGAAGGAAGCCAAAGAGAAAGUUUCUUGGGUCCAACUAAAGUUCCAGCCUGUACUACCCAGAGAAGCACGCUUGUGAGUACCAAAGGAAAGGAGCCUGAGCUGCUGGAACCCGUUCCCUAUGAAUUCAUGGCAUGAUA